CUUCCGUCUAAUAUGGCGGCAAUGUAAAAAACUUAUAUUCGACAAUCAAAAUAGAUUUUUUAAAACAAAGAAAUAUUUUAACGUUUAAAUUUGACCUCAAGACAAGAAUAAUUUCAAUAAUUUUUAAUAAGUGUCCAGAUCUACGUUUACAUGUACAUUUGAAGACUUACCGACUUAGAGAAUUCAUACAGAAGGCAAGUUUGAAGCUACGGUGAACUGGUGUUACCUUUGUUUCCCCUCCGUAUUGUUGCCCUAAUGCACUGGAAACAUGCCGAAAGAACUUUCUCGAACUAGUGAGCGGAAAGCAAAUGAAGAAGAACUCUUCAGCCGGUGAAAGCGGAGAUAGUCCAUCCAUAAAAUCUGGCGUCGCGCCACUUUGCCGUAAAGCAGCAGACGGCCGCAAGAUCAUUUCCGGGAACUCCUCGCUCUUCGAUCCACGGAGUAGUGACCGACCCAAAUUUCUCUACAGACAUAGUGACAACGCCAACAAGAAUGCUCAUAGCGAGGACACGGAGGAAGAUUCACUGGAGACUGAGCUCGGGGACGUGUUUGACCUUGCCUCCGUCAGCAGGGUGUUGGACAAAUUCUUUUUCCUUUGGCAUACGUCAAUGAUGAUGGCUUGCCUCGCCUUGGUCAUAGUGGGAGUCGUACUUCGGUUUCAUUUCACCUCCAUCGUGCUCAGCAGCGUCAAAAAGAAUGUCUACUAUCACGAGUAUGAGAAGUUUGUGGCUUUUAGGUCGGCGCCCAAAGAGUUAAACUUUGGCAACCUCACGCAGACUCUUGGCAACGCAUUGAUGAUACUGAACGCUCUUCACAUUUUGUGUAUAAUGAUGUACAUGAGUUUCCAGAUUCACAGGAACCAUUUCACGCUGCCCGUGGUCUGUUUCUUGUCCGGCAUCGUGGUCAUCCUGGAGAUCAACACGACCCACGUCUACAUGAGCACAAACUCCGCCCCCAUCAAGAAAGCCAUGAAGGAACUGACCAAUAAGAUCAACAGCUCCUACGCGGUGGAGGACAGCAACGUCAUCUCCGUCACGCAUGACAUCUUCGCCAUAUGGGGUCAUUGCUGCGGCGUUCAAGAGUUGUAUGACUUUCAGGACAUGUCCCUCAGCUUCUCGGCUAAAAGGGACAAGGAGAGGUCUCCUAUAGCGUACCCACCAACAUGUUGCAACGAGACCAAGUACAAACAGUACAGCGAGGCUGCAGAUAAGAGUCUCGGGUUCGACACCACGAUCAAGCAGUGUGCCAUGCUGGGCGACGGAGUGUACGGGGAAGGCUGUUUCCUCAUGCUGUUCAAUUGGCUGAACAUGUUCUGUGUCCUCUACUCCUCCGUCAUCAUGGGGCAGCUGUUCGACAUCUUCAUCCACCUGGCAUUGUACAACAAGAUGGUGCUCAUGUUUGCGGAAGUUUUUGAGAGCAGACGAUAACCAGAGCGAGGCUGGCAGCCACAAUCCUCGCACAGAACUGCAACAGACGAAGAUGAGAACGAGGCUGGUGGCCACAAUCCUCGCAUAGAACUGCAACAGACGAAGAUGACAACGAGGCUUAUAUCUGCAUCAGACGAAGAUGAAAACGAGGCUUAUAUCUGCAUCAGACGAAGACGAAAACGAGGCUUUUAGCUACAGUCAGCAGCCAUCUUGCCAUGCACAAGAAGCUGCUUAUAUUUGCGGAACUCCCCGAGAGCUUCAACCAUUUUCGCAAAGAUCUGCAACAAACGAAGAUAAAAAAAGAGGCUGUUAGCUACAUCUGUGGUACAAGAUAAAUAAAUACCAAAUCUCUCUCUCUCUCUCUAUUUAAUUAUUUAAAAAAAUCUACAGACUCGAAUAUUUCCAUUUUCCAGACCCUAGAAAAUAAACAUAUUGGAGAAAGCUGUCGAACGUUUGUCAGUUGGGUUAAUAUCUAAAGUUUUAUUUCGAAUCUAUUUGUAAUUUCGAUAUUCGUAGAUUGUCGUAUCAAUUACUCAUACGAGUUUGGGCAUCUAUAAAUGUACUAUUGUUACGAUCUUCUCUAUCAGGCCUUCUGCAAACACUGCUACACACGACACAGCACAUCUAACACAAGAACUUGACAACAAGAGCUUCAAUAAACAAUGUGGCGGUUUAAUGACAAAUACAUGAAACGCCAAUACAACACAAUUGGCUACAUCUAAUUCAAAUGCUUUAACACCAUAGAACUGCCAACUAAACACUGUAAGUCUUUCUCUGUCUACUUCUGGACUCGUACUGCUACAUUUUCAAGGACUUCAAGGUACCAUGACACAGUCCUUACGCCAUGCUGUCCUGUCUCUCGACUGUGAAGGGUUUCGGUCACAUGACCAUAAUACUGGUCAUAUUUGCGUGUACUAGCAGUAAUGUCCCUUGACCCUUGUUCAACAGCCGUUGACCCGUUGACAUGUGUGAUUGGCCUGAGUAGUGUGUAUCAGUAGGCCGCACAUACAUUAACCCUUUCGGUCCGCCACAUGAGUUACUACAAUAUUCAUAUAAGUUCUCAUUAAUCACACUCAAUUUUUGUAAUGCUUCAGUAUGUAUAGUGAGAGAAAUAUCUUCAUAAUAAAUUCAUAUUUUUUAUUGUAACC
Molecule: messenger RNA, 2575 nt
Organism: Biomphalaria glabrata
Lineage: Eukaryota; Metazoa; Mollusca; Gastropoda; Planorbidae
Exons: 9
Coding region: 309-1427 (372 amino acids)
Cellular component (GO): membrane
Source: RefSeq, a predicted model, not a curated record